Phaedon cochleariae (mustard beetle) is the source of this 1350-nucleotide messenger RNA. The record is from the annotation of a GenBank genome assembly. NCBI's taxonomy places the organism in Eukaryota, Metazoa, Arthropoda, Insecta, Coleoptera, Chrysomelidae.
GAGGUUGUUCCUUGUUCAAACAUUGAGGUUAAGAUUUCGAAUGUAUGAUCUUCUUUGAAGAAUGCACGUGGUUGUAAACAGUUUAUCAUAAAUAGAAACAUCGUUCUGAAUUAGUGCAAAGUUCUGUUGUGAUGGGUAGACCAGGCUUCUCUCCCGGCGGUAGAGGCGGCGGCGGGGGCCGUGGAGGCUUCGGAGGCCGCGGGGGCGGCGACAGAGGUGGCUUCGGAGGCCGUGGGGGCCGCGGAGGCCGUGGGGGCGGCGAUCGGGGUGGAUUCGGAGGCCGCGGGGGUGGCAGGGGGUUCCGGGGGGGCGGCGACCGGGGGCGGGGGGGCCGCGGGGGCGGCAGAGGCAGGGGCGGAGGCGGGGGGUUCAAAGGGGGCAAGGCGGUGGUGAUCGAGCCGCAUAGGCACGAGGGGGUGUUUAUUGCGAGGGGGAAGGAGGAUGCGCUGGUGACGCUGAAUUUGGUGCCCGGGUCGGAGGUGUAUGGGGAGAAGAGGAUUUCUGUUGAGGACGAAGGCAACAAAGUGGAAUACCGCGUAUGGAACCCUUUCCGCAGCAAACUGGCCGCCGCCAUUUUGGGCGGCGUGGACCAAAUAUACAUGCCGCCCGGCAGCAGAGUGCUCUAUCUCGGGGCAGCCUCGGGCACGACAGUAUCCCACGUGUCCGACGUAGUAGGCCCCGAAGGACUAGUUUACGCCGUGGAAUUCUCCCAUCGUUCGGGAAGAGACCUCAUCAAUGUUGCCAAAAAGCGCACCAACAUCAUUCCGAUCAUAGAGGACGCCAGACAUCCGCACAAAUACAGGAUGUUGGUGGGAAUGGUGGACACGGUUUUCGCGGAUGUUGCGCAACCGGAUCAAGCUAGGAUCGUGGCGUUGAAUUCCCAGUACUUUUUGAAGAACGGUGGGCACUUCGUGAUUUCCAUUAAAGCGUCUUGUAUUGAUUCGACGGCGCAGCCAGAGGCUGUGUUUGCUGCUGAAGUGAAGAAGCUACAAGCUGAUAAGUUGAAACCUCAGGAACAGAUCACUUUGGAACCGUAUGAGAGGGAUCAUGCGGUGGUUGUGGGGGUUUUUAGGCCUCCGGCUAAGAACUGAGUGAUUGUUGAUCUAUUUUUGAUUAUUUUUUUAAUAAACCAUGUAAGUUCUUCUUCUCCUAUGAGUAUUGGGAGAGCUGAUUUGUUUCCAUGUGAGUAGAUGUCUUCAGUCUCCAUUUUUUUGUAUAUCUACCAUUAUUUCCAGUUCACUGAUGUUGGCAAUGUGAAAUAUUACAGAAACUACUUGAAUACCGUUAUAGCUCUAUUUUAUAUAAAUAAUUAGAGAAGUGUAUUAGACAUAAGGAGAAAAUAUAUAACAA